ACUUUGACAGUUGAAGCCAAGGCCAGUAUUUGCUGCCGCCUUGUAGAUCUUAGGAGCGCAUACAUCGCAAUACUUAGGGUCCGCAGCGGCAGGCACUCCGGAGAGAUUGAAGGCACGAGAUGGGUCAAGAACUCGAAACUGGCAAUUAAUCAUUGUCUGGUAAACCGAAGCAAUGGGAGCACAGUGCAUUAGGUGACCAGCGGCAGGUACCAAGGCACGAAGGUACGAGAAAGUGUCGAAGGAGACCUGGAUUAAAUCGCAAACAAAUGAAGGAGAACUCAAGCUCUUCAAUUCACAUUCGAUCUCAACUAGUACACUUUGUGUUUAACAGUCUGAAACGAUGUCACACCUCUUCACCAGGAACUUGACCUUCCAGUCCAACAACCUCGGCAAGGAGGCGACGAUCAUGCUCACUUUCGAUGCCGACAUGGAAGGUCUCUACGAGGACUUCUUCCCAGUAGUUUGGAAAGUCAGCACAUUCGGGAAGACGGGUGGGCGUUCCUACUCUUGCGUUUCCGAGUCGCUGACUUAUAUACGACCCCUCUUUCCAGGUCCAUACGAGGCUCACGCGACCUACACGAGCCAGCUCGCUUUCUCCAAGCCGCAGGUCGUGGAUGGAAACAUCAUCGACGCUGAAACAUCCGUUAAGAUCAAUGUCAGCGAGAAAACAACCCUGACCGUGGCCAACGAUGUCUACCACUUCUCUCCCCCUCAGGCGGGAGUCGCUGGUGUCUUGCAGGCCGUGAACAGCACUGGGGACGUUCAGGACAUUGCAGUCGGCUUCAUGAGCCCAAAAGAGUUGAUGCCCAAGCCCGCACUCUACUUCAACGGUGUCGGAGAUGGCAGUCACGUCACUGCUCGGUUCACUCCGGUUCUGCGCGUUUACGUUACGUCGGACUAUCAACAGACCGCAAUCAUACGAGGUGCUAUCGACACUCCUGCGAUCUGGUCGCAGGACCUCGCUGAGCUCGCUGAGAGCACGACUUGGACGCUCAAUCGCGACGCGGCCACGGGACAUUACACGAUUGUCCAAUCUUGAUUAAGCAAUCUGACAUCGGUGCGCCUAACUAUGUGAUCUGUAAGGUCUCAAGUUCUCCCUGUUCUCGUCGCCUACUUUUCUUUUGUAUGAUCGCUUGUGUCUCGUGUAAUACUUUGCGACAGUUGGUGCUGUUUUGAUCGAUAGGCCUCUUUGUAUACUUGAUUGAAUGACCAGCGAUGGCCACACAAUUCAGCCAAUAGGAAGACAACUUGAAUAGCUCGCCCGAUAACGCAGAAGAAGAAAUUUACAUCACCCUCUGGUUCUACGACCU
Messenger RNA from Suillus subaureus, 1310 nucleotides. RefSeq lists its product as uncharacterized. The transcript has 9 exons. Lineage: Eukaryota; Fungi; Basidiomycota; Agaricomycetes; Boletales; Suillaceae. The record is from RefSeq and is a predicted model, not a curated record. Bases 341 to 1039 code for a protein of 232 amino acids.